Rosa chinensis is the source of this 1047-nucleotide messenger RNA. Its product is annotated as putative F-box/FBD/LRR-repeat protein At5g62970. NCBI's taxonomy places the organism in Eukaryota, Viridiplantae, Streptophyta, Magnoliopsida, Rosales, Rosaceae. Bases 1 to 1047 code for a protein of 348 amino acids. The record is from RefSeq and is a predicted model, not a curated record. The transcript has 3 exons.
AUGUGGACUACUCUUCCCAAUCUAGACUUUGAUAACGAAAGAGAUUCAUUUGGUGUCACGAUAGGUCCCUAUGGCAAGGAUCGUUUCACGACGUUUGUUGAUCGUGUAUUUCUAUACCGUGAUUCAUCUGACAUUAAAAAGCUUGGUCUUAAAAUCCGUUAUCCUGAAGAUUUUUCUCGUAUCGAUGAUUGGAUCUGCACAGCCGUUAGGCGUAAUGUUUUGGAAGUUGAUCUUCAUGUCUUCUCUGGUGAAAUUGAAGAAGAAGUUGGUUUUCAGUUCCCUCAGAGCCUUUUUAUGUGCAAAACUCUGAAGGUUUUGAAAUUGUAUUCAAAUUCAUGGACUCUUAAGUAUCCUCCUCCUCCGCCAGGGUGUUUUCCAAAUCUUAAGUUCCUCCAUGUUGAAUUUGAUUUCCUCGAUCCGGACACAUUGAAAAAUCUGUUUUCUCGCUGCCCUAUGCUUAAGGAGUUGUCUGUACAUGGAUUCAUUGACUGUGAAUAUGCUAGGGAUUAUGAUAUCUACAAAUGUGCGCCUGAAUUGAACAUGUUGAGAAUAGAAGUGUGUGAUCCUUAUCAGUAUUGCUGUUUUUUCACUAAUACCCCAAAGCUUGAAUACAUUGAUAUUAAAUCAGCAGCUCUAUCAAGUUAUUUCUUAAUGAAUUCAAACGGCCUAGUCAAUGCCAGUAUUGUUUUGGAAGAACGUUGUUCUAAUAAUAAUGAUAAAUACCAACUGUGCCGGUUAGCUGAGUUUUUGUCACAAACAACAAAUGUCAAUCAUCUUUCUCUUGAAAUCCAUGAUUAUUGUCUUCAGGCUUGGUAUGAUUUUGGUAAUGUGAACCAAAUGAAGCUGGUACUUCAUGAUUGCUAUUACUCGGAAGUACUAGCAGUGCUGCUCACAAAAUCACCUAAGCUUGUAGAUCUUGCCUUGGAACAUAGAAUUAAAUCUGAUGAUGAAUAUUCAUUGCCUCAAUGGAAGCAACCAGAGUCUGUUCCUGCUUGUUUGCUGAGAAAUCUCUGCACCAUUACCAUAAAGGGAUUCAGGGGUCAUUAG